ACGAAGAGAUGGCUACCAACAUUACAUUCCACGAAGGCACCGUCAGCCAACAAGAAAGACAAGAAUUGCUCGGACAAAAGGGAUUAACAAUCUGGUUAACAGGUUUAUCCGCUUCUGGAAAGUCUACUAUCGCUACCGCCCUCGAACAACAUCUUCUCCAUUUACGCAAGUCUGCAUUCAGGUUAGACGGAGACAACAUCCGCUUUGGAUUGAACAAGGAUUUAGGAUUCUCCGAAAAGGAUAGAGAAGAAAAUAUCAGAAGAAUUGGUGAAGUUUCAAAGUUGUUCGCUUCCUCUGCAGCAUUAACGAUCACGUCAUUCAUCUCACCAUACAAGAAGGACAGAGACUUUGCUAGAGAGUUGCACAAUCAACAAUCUUUGCCUUUCAUUGAAGUUUACGUAGACGCACCACUUUCUGUCGUCGAACAAAGAGAUCCAAAAGGUCUCUACAAAAAGGCAAGAUCAGGUGAAAUUAAAGAAUUUACAGGUAUAACUGCACCAUAUGAAGCACCUGAGAAGCCUGAAAUUCACAUCAAGACUGAUGAGAAUGACGUUCAAGCUUCUGUCAAGAUUAUCACCGAGUACCUCGUAAAGAAUGGCUACUUAAGCGCUUAAAAUCUAGUCAUCUUCAAUAUUUAGCUCUUUAUAGAUGUCCCUUAUUGAUCGACCCUCUCUGUCUGCUAUUUUACCAAUAGCCAUCUUGGUUUUCGAGUUUGAGUAUAAAACACGCGUAUUUAGUGAUGAACCCACCUGUG
This is a messenger RNA of Wallemia mellicola CBS 633.66, 754 nucleotides long. RefSeq names its product adenylylsulfate kinase. The coding region runs from base 9 to 614 and encodes 201 amino acids. Gene Ontology annotation, biological process: sulfate assimilation. Gene Ontology annotation, molecular function: adenylylsulfate kinase activity; ATP binding. The transcript has 4 exons. The record is from RefSeq and is a predicted model, not a curated record. Lineage: Eukaryota; Fungi; Basidiomycota; Wallemiomycetes; Wallemiales; Wallemiaceae.